Corythoichthys intestinalis (scribbled pipefish) is the source of this 3992-nucleotide messenger RNA. RefSeq names its product glutamate receptor, ionotropic, delta 1a (gene grid1a). The record is from RefSeq and is a predicted model, not a curated record. Gene Ontology annotation, cellular component: plasma membrane; postsynaptic density membrane. Gene Ontology annotation, molecular function: transmitter-gated monoatomic ion channel activity involved in regulation of postsynaptic membrane potential; glutamate receptor activity. Bases 461 to 3508 code for a protein of 1015 amino acids. NCBI's taxonomy places the organism in Eukaryota, Metazoa, Chordata, Actinopteri, Syngnathiformes, Syngnathidae. The transcript is spliced from 16 exons. Gene Ontology annotation, biological process: monoatomic ion transport; modulation of chemical synaptic transmission; synaptic transmission, glutamatergic.
AGUCACGUGAUCCACACAGGACCGCGGAGUGGAGUCCCCCCCUCUCCACACCUCAAUAAUAAUUUUGGAAGCGUGUGCGCGCGGUCCUCCUCAUCCUCCCGCAUCUUCCUCUCCUUCUUCUCCUCACCGGCUGCUGGAGGAGGGCGCCAAGUCGCUCUCUCACCGGGGCUCGCAUGCAUGUCCAAUCCGACCCCCUCCCCUUCUUCUCCGGAGCUGCCUUCCCGCGGAACUCUUCAUUUCUCCGGCUGCUCCUAGCGGCUCUGGACGUCUAGCUGUGCGUUUUUCACCCUUCUAAUCUAGUGGUGGAUUGGGGGUGGUGGUGGGUCGCUCCGUCCGUUUGGACCACUUGGACUAUAGAGGACCGCGAAGCAGUAGAGCUGCUUCCUCCUUUUUUGUUUGAUUUUUUUGGGGGGGUUGUUUUUAAUUUGUGGAUGAGCUGUUCGUGCUGCUGCGUGCCGCCAUGGAGCUGCUGCUGGUCUGCCUUUCCUUGUGGAUAUUGCAAUGCAACUCGGCCAAAGGGGACUCCAUCAUACACAUCGGGGCCAUAUUUGAGGAGAACGCCGUGAGGGACGAUGAGAUUUUUCAGCUGGCCAUCUCUGACCUGAGUCUGAAUGAUGACAUUCUGCAAAGCGAGAAGAUCACCCACUCUGUCAAACUCAUUGAGCCCAACAACCCCUUCCAAGCUGUGCAAGAAGCAUGCGAGUUGAUGAACCAAGGGAUCCUCGCGUUGGUCACCUCCACUGGCUGCGCGGCUGCCAGCGCCUUGCAAUCCCUGACGGAUGCCAUGCACAUCCCCCACCUGUUCAUCCAAAGGAACGGUGAUGGUGUUCCACGCACCGCCUGCCAGUUUAACCCCAGCCCAGACGGCGAGAGCUACACGUUAGCUGCGCGGCCGCCUGUCCGCAUCAACGACGUCCUGCUCACCCUCAUUUCAGAGCUGUACUGGCAGAAGUUCAUUGUCUUCUAUGAGAGUGACUAUGAUAUCCGGGGUUUGCAGACCUUCAUGGACCAGGCCUCUAGACUGGGGCUAGACGUGUCCCUGCAGAGGGUCGACCGCAAUGUAAGCCGGGUUUUCAACGAUCUCUUCAGCACGUUGCGCACUGAGGAGCUCAACCGCUACCGUGACACUCUGCGGCGGGCUGUGCUGCUCAUGAGCCCCCGAGGAGCGCAGGUUUUCAUCCACCAGGCUGUAGAGACCAACCUGGCAUCCAAGGACAGUCACUGGGUGUAUGCCAACGAGGAAGUGAGUGACGCUGAUAUCAUGGAGCUGGUUCACAGCUCCCUGGGCCGAAUGACCCUCAUUCGUCAGGUGUUCCCACUGUGGAGGGACACCAACGUCCGCUGCAUGAGGAACAAUCACCGCAUUUCCUCGCUGUUGUGUGACCCCCAGGAAGGCUAUCUGCAGUCCCUGGAGGUGUCCAAUCUCUACCUAUAUGACAGCGUUUUGAUGCUGGCCAACGCCUUCUACAGGAAACUGGAGGACAGAAAAUGGCAUAGCAUGGCCAGCCUCAACUGCAUGAGGAAGUCCACCAAGCCGUGGAAUGGGGGGUGGUCUAUGCUGGACACAAUACAAAAGGGGCGCAUCAGCGGCUUGACAGGACUGAUGGACUUCCGGGCAGAGGGCUCAAAUUCUCACGUGCAAUUUGAGAUUCUGGGAACCAGCUACAGCGAGACCUUUGGGAAGGAUGCGAAACGGUUGGCGUCAUGGGACUCUACCCGAGGUCUGAACGGAAGCUUAAAAGAGAACCGGAUUGAGAGUGGGAUGCAGGGGGUGACGCUCAAGAUCGUCACAUUACUGGAAGAACCUUUCGUGAUGGUGGCAGAGAACAUCCUAGGGCAGGCCAAGAGAUACAAGGGCUUUUCCAUUGAUGUCUUGGACGCCCUGGCUAAGAUCCUGGGUUUCAAAUAUGACAUCUACCAAGUUGAAGAUGGAAAAUACGGCUCGGCGCUCCCUAAUGGCUCCUGGAAUGGAAUGAUUGGAGAACUCAUUGGCAAGCGGGCAGACCUGGCUUUGUCGGCUAUCACCAUCACGCCAGAGCGCGAGCGUGUGGUGGACUUCAGUAAGCGCUACCUGGACUACUCAGUGGGCAUCCUGAUGCGCAAAUCGGAAGAAAAGAUUAACAUCUUCUCCCUUCUGGCACCCUUCGAUCUUGCCGUCUGGGCCUGCAUCGCCGCCGCCAUCCCGGUGGUGGGUGUUAUGAUCUUCCUCCUUAGGCGCAUCCAGGCUAUCCGAUGCCAGAACAACGCGGGCGGCCACCCGCAGCCCUCGCCUUCCACGUCGCUGCAGAGCGCCAUCUGGAUUGUCUACGGUGCUUUUGUCCAACAAGGCAGCGACUCCAUCCUGGGCUCGGUGGCCCUGCGUAUUGUGAUGGGCAGCUGGUGGCUAUUCACACUCAUUGUGUGCUCAUCCUACACGGCUAACCUGGCUGCCUACCUGACCGUGUCCCGCAUGGACAAUGCUGUACGAUCUUUCCAGGACCUGUCCAAGCAGGUGGACUUAGCGUAUGGGACGGUGAGAGACUCGGCUGUGUACGACUACUUCCAAGCCAAAGGCACCAACCCCCUGGAGCAGGACAGCACCUUCGCCGACCUCUGGAAAACCAUCAACAAAAACAACGGUUUCGAGCAUUCGGUCUCAGGCCCCUUUGAAGGCAUCAAGAAGGCAAAGCGAGAGUCCUACGCCUUUCUGUGGGACAUGGCGGUAGUGGAAUACGCCGCACUCACUGACGAUGACUGCACGCUGACAGUCGCCGGCAACAGCAUCAGCACUCGUGGCUACGGCGUGGCUCUGCAGCACGGCAGUCCUUACAGAGACCUCUUCUCUCAGAAGAUCCUUGAACUUCAGGAAAAGGGCGACCUGGACAUCUUAAAACAGAAGUGGUGGCCAAAGAAGGGCCGCUGUGACCUGCAGAGCCACGCCGAAGCCCAGACGGAGGGCCGAGCACUGCAUCUGCACAGUUUUGCCGGGGUCUUCUGUAUCCUGGCGGCCGGGCUGCUGCUGGCCCUGCUGGUGGCCGCACUGGAGACCUGGUGGAACAGCAACUACUGCCGCCGAAAGGAGCCCAAAGAGGACAAAGAGGUGAACCUGGAGCAGGUCCACCAGCGUUUAAACAGCCUCCUGGAUGAAGACCUGGCCCACAAGCAGCUGCCGGGCCAGUCCAUUGAGAUUUCAGCCCUAGACAUUGGCAGCAUGCAGCCCAGCCAGUCCCUGGAGGUCUUGUCGGCAAGGGAGUACCCCGCCCACCGGGGGCCGCCACCGCCACUCUCGGUGAGCACCUUUCUCCGCGAGGGUCACGGGACUGGGAGGACACUCGGCGCGGUGGGCGGCCGGACCCUGCCACUGCCCCUCAGCAGCGCCACCAUGCCGUCCAUCCGCUGCAAACACAGGGCGCCCAACGGGGGGCUCUUCCGCCAGAGCCCGGUCAAGACGCCAAUGCCAAUGUCCUACCAGCCGGUGCCGGGGGUGGCCAUCCCAGAGGGGGAAGCCAGCCACGGGACCUCCAUCUGAGCUCGAAGUCAAUCACAUAAACAGUGCCAAUGUCAUGGAGAGAUAUAAAUAGAAUACAAAGAAAACAAAACAACAUUUAAAAAAAACACAUUUUUACGACAAAUGGGGGGGCGACGCAGGAGAAGACAGAAGAGACUCUAAUGUACAUAUUUGUAACUAUAGAGAGAGAAAAGCGACAUAACAAAGUGUAUUUUGAAUAUUCUCAAGAGUUGAGUUUAAAAAAAAAAACUAAACGUAUUUGGGAAAAAAUGACUGUUUGAAUGGCUUUGUAAAUUUUUGUUCUCAACAAAUAAAGGUGGCAAUUCUUUGUGGUUGUUUUCUAAGUGCCAAGUUACACUAUGUUUUCUUUCAGAUAACUGAAUGUACUGUGAGAAAUCAUGAUCAACAAAGACAUUUCGCACCGGAAAAAAAGAAGACAUUUCAAUGACUGAAUUGUUUCCUAUGAAAAUAAUAAAAUGGUAUCAUACAAAAAAAUGAACCGUGA